Molecule: messenger RNA, 2079 nt
Organism: Triplophysa dalaica
Lineage: Eukaryota; Metazoa; Chordata; Actinopteri; Cypriniformes; Nemacheilidae
Gene: leo1
Product: LEO1 homolog, Paf1/RNA polymerase II complex component
Exons: 11
Coding region: 17-1921 (634 amino acids)
Biological process (GO): transcription elongation by RNA polymerase II; positive regulation of transcription elongation by RNA polymerase II
Cellular component (GO): nucleus; Cdc73/Paf1 complex
Molecular function (GO): RNA polymerase II C-terminal domain phosphoserine binding
Source: RefSeq, a predicted model, not a curated record
GCUAGCGGCGGUGAGUAUGGCGGACAUGGAUGAGCUCUUCGGCAGCGAUGGAGACAGCGAGAAUGAGCAGCGAGAGUCCGGCUCUGGUUCUGGCUCUGAUUCUGAGCACGAGAGACCCAGAUCUGUCAGCAAUGCUUCAGGCAGCGAGAGCGAGAGGGAUCGCGAUGAAGACGAGGAUGAGGGAAAACCGAGCAAUAAAGAGCUCUUUGGAGAUGACAGCGAAGAUGAGCGCGGUAGCCAGCGCAGUGGUAGCCAGCACAGCGCCAGCCAACACAGUGGAAGCCAGCACAGCGGCAGCCAAUCAGAGCGAUCUGGCAACCAGUCGGACGCGAGCAUGCACUCGGACAAUGAGCACAGCGGGUCGGAGCGGCAACAUCAUGAGGAGGAGGAGGAGGAUGAUGAUGAACGAGGUCACAGGUCAGAUGUGGGGAGCCCGGCCUCAGGGGCAGGAAGUCGCCAGUCUGAGAUUGGAAGUGCAAGUCCAGUCUCAGAGGUGGGAAGUCCUCGCUCAGAGGUGGGAAGCCCUCGCUCAGAAGCAGGAAGUGGUCACUCGGAUCCCGCCACACCUCGUUCAGAGGGUGAAGGGUCAGGGAAAGAGACCCCUCAGCACUCCGGAGAUGAGAAGUGGGGUAGGGAUGUAAAGAGUGACCAAUCAGAGGACGAAGAGAAACAGCAGAACUCCGACGACGAGAGGGACAAUUCAGACGAUGAAGGGAUGAGGCGGAAGUCAGAAUCUGUAAAGGGCAGCGACAGCGAGGAGGAAAUCACAAGAAGGAAAAAGAAAAAAGCAGCGUCAGACUCUGAUUCCGAUUCGGAUUCAGGAUCACACAGCAAGAAAACAGCAGCGAAUGACCUGUUCGGAGAAGCAGAUGAUAUUUCAUCCGAUAGCGAUGCAGAGAAGCCCCCCACACCUGGACAACCACUGGAUGCAGAGGACGGCAUGGACGGAGAUCAGCCCGAGGAAGAGUCCGCUCCAGAGACCAGGAUCGAGGUGGAGAUUCCUAAAGUCAGCACAGAUCUGGGCAGUGAUCUUUACUUCGUGAAAUUACCCAACUUCCUCAGUGUUGAGCCCAGGCCCUUCGAUCCUCAGUACUAUGAGGACGAGUUUGAGGACGAGGAGAUGUUGGAUGAGGAAGGGCGGACGCGUCUGAAGCUGAAGGUGGAGAACACGAUCAGGUGGCGCACUCGUCGAGACGAAGAGGGAAAUGAAAUCAAAGAGAGCAACGCGCGGAUAGUGAAGUGGUCUGACGGCAGCAUGUCUCUGCACUUGGGCAACGAGGUGUUUGAUGUGUAUAAAGCACCACUGCAGGGCGACCACAACCACCUGUUCAUCCGUCAGGGUACAGGACUGCAGGGACAGGCAGUGUUUAAGACCAAACUCACCUUCAGACCUCACUCCACAGACAGCGCUACACACAGAAAGAUGACGCUCUCUCUGGCUGACCGCUGCUCAAAGACACAGAAGAUCCGCAUCCUGCCCAUGGCUGGCAGAGACCCUGAGUCCCAGAGAAAUGAGAUGAUCAAGAAAGAGGAGGAAAGGUUACGAGCGUCCAUCCGCCGGGAGUCCCAGCAGAGACGCAUGAGAGAGAAACAGCAUCAGCGAGGUCUGAAUGCUGGAUAUCUGGAGCCCGACCGCUACGACGAAGAUGAAGAGGGUGAAGAGUCCAUCAGCCUGGCUGCCAUCAAGAGCAAAUACAAGGGCGGCGGUCUGAGGGAGGACCGUGCCAGGAUUUAUUCAUCAGACAGCGAUGAAGGUUCUGAUGAAGACAAAGCCCAACGGCUGAUGAAGGCCAAGAGAUUGGACAGCGAUGAGGAAGGAGAGAACUCUGGAAAGAGAAAAGCUGAAGACGACGAGGAAUCUGCUGCAAAGAAACCCAAAAAGUAUGUCAUCAGCGAUGAAGAGGAGGAGGAAGACGAGUGAUGUUCAGUUUUUAUUUUAUUUUUUAUUCUGUGAUUGGUUGAUCACAAUAAUGUAAGUUUCCAGUAUCCCAACAAAAUGCAGUGGUGUGUUUGUAUAUUUUGUAACGAGUGAAAAGGCUCAUCAUUGCAACACAUCAAUAAAAAGGAAUCAUCAAAACA